Messenger RNA from Boleophthalmus pectinirostris (great blue-spotted mudskipper), 583 nucleotides. RefSeq names its product dolichyl-phosphate mannosyltransferase subunit 2, regulatory (gene dpm2). Gene Ontology annotation, biological process: GPI anchor biosynthetic process. Gene Ontology annotation, cellular component: dolichol-phosphate-mannose synthase complex; endoplasmic reticulum membrane. The record is from RefSeq and is a predicted model, not a curated record. The transcript has 4 exons. Gene Ontology annotation, molecular function: enzyme regulator activity. The coding region runs from base 87 to 338 and encodes 83 amino acids. NCBI's taxonomy places the organism in Eukaryota, Metazoa, Chordata, Actinopteri, Gobiiformes, Gobiidae.
UCCCAAGGACACAUGUAGUGAAGUGGAUUUCACUCCAUGAACAAGACUUUCAGGAAGUAUUCGAAUCCGGAUUAGAAUCAGCAGCGAUGGCUACUGGAGUGGACCAGGCCGUUGGCAUGAGCCUUGUUGUCUUCAGUCUUGUUCUAUUCACAUACUACUCUGUCUGGGUCAUUGUUCUGCCGUUUGUGGCCCGUGAUCACGUUCUACACAACUACUUCCUGCCUCGGGAGUAUUCUGUCAUUCUACCUGGUGUUGCAGCAAUAAUCGUCCUGAUUUGCAUAGGAGCUUUCGCUGCAAUAGUCCUGUGGAAAAAUCGCAAGCCAAAGAAAAUGGACUGACAACAGAACAUGAAGAUGGCCAUGCAGAAUUGUAGCUCCAUCAUUCAUCUCACAAAAUGUUACACAUUCAUUUAUUCAAAUUGGAAGACUCAGAUCUGUUUGUAAUUGUUUCUAAAUAGAUAUUGUUUUUCAUUGUAAUUACCUUUUAUCAUGAAGUUCAGCAAGUACUAUAAGUCUAUUACAAUGGGAAGUCUACAUUAUGUAAAUAGACAAAUAUUGUUGCAUGUAAAUAAAAGAUAACUGUA